Molecule: messenger RNA, 4053 nt
Organism: Hyla sarda
Lineage: Eukaryota; Metazoa; Chordata; Amphibia; Anura; Hylidae
Exons: 6
Coding region: 18-1043 (341 amino acids)
Source: RefSeq, a predicted model, not a curated record
CUCUGGAUUGUGGAUCCAUGGCUCCCUCUACAGACCACUUCUUAUAUUACAUCUAUGGAGAAGGCAGCGCAGUGACAUUGCUGCUGAUCCUGGUGAAUGCGACGUUGAUCUCAGCAAUAAUGCUAAUGGCCUGUACCUUCUGUAUGAAGUCUAAACAGGUGGAUUUACUCAAGAACAAGAGUCGGACGAAAAGGCCAAAUUCUGAGCUUAAGAAAGUUAUAACACUCAAGGAAAUUGAGACACGAGAAACCAAUGGGAUAAAAAAUGGCACCAUCGUUACAGGCACUGAAGUAAACUCAAAAGAAAAUAAUAAGACUACGUCACUGAAGACCAGCGCGGUCCGGGGGUCUGUAAUGAGCGAGUCUGGUAACACAUCUGUCGAUCUAUUGCGCAGAGUCCUCCCACCUCCCCCAGAGAACCUACAGGCCCCUCCACCUGCAGAGGCCUUGGAUGAUCCUCUCUAUGACAGUGUGAAAGAGAUGAGGGCAGCACCGAGCAAUGACCAUGACGUGACAAUGGCGCCAGGCUCCUCUUCACUAGAGCGGAGAAAUCCUUUAUAUGUAUCCGCAGACGAGAUGAAAGAUCCUCCAUCAUACCAGGAGGCCAUAUUGGAGUAUCCUAGUGCUGAAGCCAACAAGAAGGAUAGAGAUAGUAAGACCCAGGUUGUUGAUGAAUCUUUAUACGCGGUGAUCCAUAAACAGCCGUCGGUGAAGACGCCGCCACCCCAAAACUCGGAGCAGUCGGCUUCACACAAAGUUAUUUUAGUGGAGGAAAUAAAGAUCGAUAGUCAAACUGUUUCCUUUAUUAAUAAGGAGAAGACACCAAGAUCCCAGAGUCCUUCCGAAAAACUAGAUUCAAUGUUAAACAACUGCAAGAAGAGGAGUUUUAUAUCCGCGCAGCCGCCCAGAGACAAGACUGUGAAUAUUACCCAGAAUGCACCACCACUGGUUCCAGCCAAGCGAUUCGACAUAGAAGGGGAAUUUGAACAAUAUACCAUUGAGGAGGAAACAGAAAUGGACAAAGAAUCCCCAUUGACUACCUGAAUUCUCUUUGUUCACUGUAUGGACUACGUUCAUGGACAAGGGUCACCAACAUCCGACAUUAAGUCUUCAAAGGGACAUCUAUGGGGACCAACAUGGUGAUCACCUGACCUCUGUGGUUCUUCUUCGGAACAAAAAGCUAAAAAGAUGUAAAUAUAAUAAAAUAUUAGGACAUAUUAAUAAAGAGUCAUGUAAAGCUUAUAUAUAGGUUCAAUCUUCAGGCGGAACGGAAUUCAACAUCUGAAUUUCCACUACGAAAUGUCUGUAGUGUGAACUACGCAGCAGAAUCCUAUUAAAGUGAAUGGGGGAUGACAUUCUGGAGUGUUAACGGGCCCUUAAAGGGGUACUCUGCUGCUAGACAUCUUAUCCCCUAUCCAAAGGAUAGGGGAUAAGAUGUCUGAUGGUGGAGGUCCCGCUGCUGGGGCCCUCAGCGAUGUCCCGCAGCACCCAGCAUUCCUGCGGGAGAGGUCGUGAUGUCACAGCCAUGCCCCUUUGUGACAUCACGACCGACAGACACCCCCCCUCCCAUAGACAUGAAUGGAGGGGGGCGUGAGUAAAUGUUCAGAACACUGGAGGACAGGAGUAUCCCUUUGAAGUAUUGGAUCCUUUGACAAACACCCAGUAUCCUUAUUGGGGGACAUUUAUUGUUAUUUGCUUUGGUAAGCAAGUUCUGAAUGCAUUUUUUUUUUGCUUUAGUUUUGCUUAUGUGCUACAUAAUCCUACAAUCACAGGGGGUUGAUAAAUUUGGAGCACAUAAACAAAACAAAAAAAGUUGCAGCUGAGACUUUUUGUGAGACUUUUUUGUGACUGUUUAAAUUUGCUCACCUGCGAGAGUUUUGUACUCCAGGCCAGACCUGGAUAAGACUUUAAAAUUUUUGUAACGGGUUUGCUUUUUUUUUUUGCCUAUGUGCGACUUUCAGUGAAAACUGAAAUUUGUUUAGGUAAGGCUGUUUGUAACUUUUUGCUUACCCACAAAAGUCGCACAAAGAAGUGCUUAGGCGCACAAUCGACUUUUUGUGCACCCAGAGUAAGCAAAAAAAGGCUCAAAAUACCUUGAUAAAUGUCCCCCAUUGUUCCUAUUACUGUAAAUAUGCUUUAUUACUGUCACAAGUAGCGCUGCAGCCAGACGUGCUGGCUGCGAGCGCGCUACGGCUCCGUCCCCCCCGUGCUGCUUGUGCCGCGGUUCACGUCGCAUGCGAACGUCGGGCUCUCACUCUCCUCUCCGCAUUUCUGUCCCCUCCACUGUUCCCUGCUGUCGGUGUGUGUGCCCCUGCCUCCUAGAGCGCGUGCGUGCCGGCUUCCUCAGAUUUAAAGGGCCAGCACACCAUUGAUUGAUGCUUGUCUGGUCCUGUGUUUAUUUAACCCCACACUUCCUUCCUGUCCUUGCCGGAUCUUUGUGCUCACAAGCCCUAGAGAAAGCGUUUCAGUUGUGUGUUCUACAGUGUUCCAGACCUCUUGCUUUGUGACCUGGCCUUGCUCCGGUGCCGCCUGCCCUUUGACCACCUAGCUUCGUUCCUGACCAUGCUCCUGUGCCGCCUGCCCUGACCUCUUGCCUGUCCUGACUACGAGCUUGCCUCAUCCUACCUGUGCCACAUAACACCUCAGCAGCCUGUGUGGACGAGUCGUAUCAGGGGUAGCGACCUGGUUGCUGCCUACCGCAGCAAGUCCGUCCCGCUUUGUGGUGGUCUCUGGUGAAAACCAGCGGCACCUUUGACUCCGCUCCCUGGUACGGCCCACGCCAUCAUCCACACAGGUUGAGCGGAUUCCCUGCUCCACUGCCGUUUUAAUUACAUACGAACAAGACAGCGCCAGCUAAAAUGAUACUAAAGAACUCAAAUCUGAUCAUUUUAUUUAUUUUGUGUAAUGUUCCUAUCUGCUAGUCGGUUGGGUAACAGGGCAUGACGGCUCAAUGUCUGGAAAUCCAGAGUUUGGUCCAAAAGUUUUUUCAAAUAAUAGAACUAUAAAUGCUACUAUAAAAAGUACAUGAAAUUGUCAAAAAAGGGUAAAAAAAAAGUGUCCUAAAAUGGAUGCUAUGGGCAACUGCUCAACUGUUUUAAUACAUUUUCCUCCAUAUGUUUUGAAAGUGUAGAGUACCAAAAAAAAGAAAAAAUGCAUAAACAGUAUAAAAACUUUGAACCCUGGAAUCAUGGUAGCUUCAUCACAGAUUUGUACCUAAUUGAUGUUUAAGAAUCUUAUAAGGUACCCAUGGUGGUCCCCAUGUUUCUUACAAUACAUCACAAUGGGGUUUAUUUACUAACGUGAUCCCGACUCUUUUUUGAAAACCAUAAAUUUUACAAGAAAACCCAAAAAGGGGCAUGGCCAUGGGGAAAGGGACGCGGUCAUGACAAAAGGGACGUGUCUCCAACAGUUUUGGAAAAAAACUACAUAUUUACUAAGGUUUCAACAGAAAAAAAAAAAAAAAAAAGUCAAAACGUAGGGAAAAGUGCAAAAUGUAGGGAAACAUUAAUAAAUACCUUGGGAAAAUACCUGUCGGGAAUCAAAAACCACAAAGAAAACUACACUCCGCGCUUAGUAAAUAAACCCCAAUGUGUUCACAAUAAGUGUUAACAUUACAGUGUGUUAAAAAUACUUAAAUAAAAUAAUAAAUUGAUAUUAUAUCUUAAGAGCACUGCUUUAUAUCUGCAAUCAUAUCUACUUCAGUUUGGUAUAUAUGUGCCCAAUUUGUAUUUUAGUCAUACCGUUGUCAAUAUUAGAUAGAUCAUUAUAAUAAUGCUUACCUAUGUGUCACAGAAUUCUACUAAAAUGACUAGUAUAAAUAUACAGAACAUUUAGGCCUUUAAAUAGUACCCCUUGCGGUCCCUCUUCAUAUAUAUUUCUACAUCCUUUGUAAGAGAUAAUGCAAUAGAUAGGGAUAAGUUAAUGUAAAUAAAAUCAUUAAUGCUUACAACAUCUCCAUAGAUCUAGUCUCCACUUGGAUGGAUAUGUAUAUAUUUUAGUUAUGUAAAUAUGGAACAGAUUUUAUUUUAUGUGUCUUCCAAUUUUGAACCCAGGA